Passer domesticus (house sparrow) is the source of this 4193-nucleotide messenger RNA. It is a transcript of the gene SLC26A3, whose product is annotated as solute carrier family 26 member 3. NCBI's taxonomy places the organism in Eukaryota, Metazoa, Chordata, Aves, Passeriformes, Passeridae. The transcript has 21 exons. The record is from RefSeq and is a predicted model, not a curated record. Gene Ontology annotation, molecular function: secondary active sulfate transmembrane transporter activity; chloride transmembrane transporter activity; bicarbonate transmembrane transporter activity. Gene Ontology annotation, biological process: transmembrane transport. Bases 325 to 2592 code for a protein of 755 amino acids. Gene Ontology annotation, cellular component: plasma membrane.
ACCAGAGCAACACCUCCUAGGCCAGCAAGAGCCAGCAACAUCCCCAUUCUUCUUUUCAGACCUUGCUUCCCUGCCUAAAGGCAGGAUCAGAUUUCUAGGGAAAGGCUUUCCAAUCCACGAGUUUUAAGACCUAGAAUAGUCUCAAGGAUCUGCCAUGGACUCGAAGCAGAAGUCAGAGAAAAUACAAGGACACUAUUUUCCCCCUUGAAAUAAUUUGAAGUAUGGUUGGGCUUUCAGAAGGCUUCUCCCAGUCCAGGUUUUUAAGUGCCUGGAGCAGAGAGGAGCACACACAAGUAACCAUCCUAUCCUGACAUUUCAGGAGAAAUGGUUGAACCUGUGGGUAACCAUUAUGUUAUAGCCAGACCUGUGUACUCGGAGAAUGCAUUCAAUGAAGAGCAUGAGAAAUUGCACAGAUACCAUAAAACCUUUUGGGAUCACCUGAAACUCUAUUUUAGCUGCUCCCCACAAAGGGCCAAAAAAAUUGCUUUGGGUUUGUUUCCAGUUGUUUCCUGGCUGCCAGCGUACCGCUUCAGGGAGUGGGUCCUGAGUGACAUCAUCUCUGGCAUCAACACAGGGCUCGUGGCUGUGCUGCAAGGUCUGGCCUUUGCUUUGCUGGUGAAUGUCCCCCCCAGUUAUGGACUCUAUGCAGCAUUCUUCCCUGUCCUGGUCUAUUUUAUCUUUGGCACAUCGAGACAUAUCUCAGUGGGUCCCUUCCCUGUCCUGAGCCUCAUGGUGGGAGGAGUCGUCACCAGGCUGGCCCCUGAUGACAGCUCUGGAAAUGGCAAUUCCACAAAUACCUCAGCAAUAAACGAUGAGAGGGUGAUGGUGGCUGCAUCUGUAACCUUCCUUUCUGGGGUUGUUCAGUUGCUUCUGGGAAUUUUCCAAUUUGGAUUCAUCGUUAUUUAUCUAUCACAAUCAUUAAUUAGUGGUUUCACAACUGCUGCAGCUAUCCACGUUUUGGUAUCUCAACUGAAAUUCAUGUUUCAGCUACCUGUCCCUGGAUUUAAUAAACCAUUUGGCAUCAUCUAUACUCUAGAGAGCAUUUUCAGCCAGAUCACAAAAACAAACGUUGCUGACCUCGUCACAUCACUGGUUGUCUUGCUUAUCGUGUUCGUGGUGAAAGAAAUGAACGAUCGAUACAAAGAAAAGUUACCGGCUCCCAUCCCGAUCGAGCUCCUUGUGACAAUCUUAGCAGCAUUGAUUUCCUAUUUUGUCAACCUUGAAGAAAAAUUUGAAGUAGCUGUUGUUGGAAAACUAGAGGAAGGGUUCCACGCGCCGGUUGCACCUGAUGUAGACAUCCUCCAGAAGUGUAUUGGUGAUGGCAUUUCCAUCGCAAUUGUUGGGUUUGCAGUAGCCUUCUCCGUGGCUAAAGUGUAUUCCAUCAAGCAUGACUACCCAAUAGAUGGCAACCAGGAACUAAUUGCUUUUGGGCUGGGUAAUAUACUUGGUGGAUCAUUCAAGGGAUUUGCCUCCAGCACUGCUCUGUCAAGAUCAGGUGUGCAGGAGAGCACAGGAGGCAAAACACAGAUUGCUGGCAUUAUCUCAUCUGUCAUUGUUUUGGUUGUGAUCUUGGCCGUUGGUUUUCUCCUGGCACCAUUACAGAAGUCAGUCCUUGCAUCUUUGGCUCUUGGCAAUUUGAAAGGAAUGCUCAUGCAGUUCAAGGAAAUAGGCAUCCUCUGGAGAAAGGACAAGUGUGACUGCAUUAUAUGGGUGGUGACUUUCUUAGCUGCCAUCUUUCUUGGCCUGGACAUUGGGCUAGCAACAGCUGUGGCAUUCCAGCUGCUGACCGUGGUGAUCCGCUCCCAGAUUCCAAGCUGCACUGUUUUGGCCAAUGUUGGGAGAAGUAACAUUUACAGAAACAGGAAGGAUUACACUGAUAUCUAUGAGCCAGAGGGAGUGAAGAUUUUCAGAUGCUCCUCUCCGAUAUUCUUUGCUAAUAUUGAAUUCUUCAGAGAGAAACUCAUCACUGCUGUUGGCUUCAACCCACUGAGAGUCCUGAGGAAACGCAAUAAAGCUCUGAGGAAGAUUAGGAAGAUGCUGAAGAAAGGACAGCUGCAAGUGACACCGAAGGGCUUGAUUUGCAUGGCUAACCCUGCAUAUGAGUCAGAGGAAGAGUUGGACAACAACAAGAUAGAGGAGCUGGACCAGCCCACCACCAUGGCAGACUUGCCCAUUCGGAUCAACUGGGGCACUGACCUCCCCCCUGGCAUCACUGUGCCCCAGGUCAACCUCCACAGCAUCAUUCUGGAUUUCUCAUCCGUGUCCUUCCUUGAUUUUUCUGCCAUGACAGUCCUCCGAAAGACUCUGAAAGAAUUUGUCCGGCUCGACAUUGACGUUUACAUCACUGGGGCAUACGAGGGCCUCCUGGACAAACUGGAGAGAAGUGCAUUUUUUGAUGAAGAGAUUAAGCCAUCCAUGUUUUUCCUCACCAUUCAUGAUGCGGUUUUACACAUUUUGCUGAAGAAGGACAUAGCCAACUCUCCCAAAUUAAAGCUUGCUGAGGAGAAGGGCAGAAGCAGUGAGUGUGUCAUCAUCCCCAGGAAUGGACUGCGCAGCCGGGAGUGCACAAUUCCAAUAGAAACAAAAUUUUAGACUUAAUUUCCUAAGUAUAACAUCCUCCAGCAACACAAUGUCACAGAAGAAUGUGGAUGCUGUGAUGAGCAUGAAGACAGAAGGAUACUUUCAAAUACCUUAAGAAGAAUUUACUACAUGUAGUUAUGUUCCAGGUUUUGAAAUGGGCUUGUUAGUCUUUAUGUGUCUCUGUAUAUAUAAAUGUAUUUAUGUAUAUAUAGAGAGGUUAAAAUCACACAGAUUUUCUUAUUUCAUACCACAGUUUGUAGACAAUCUGUACAGUUACUUGAGAAUCUAUAAAUAUUUGAAAUCUUAUAUUGGAUACCACAGAAUAAUAGUUAAGACUGAUAUUUUAUCUUCAGCAUGUAUAUAACUUGAAUAAAGUUUCUUGAUGGUUUGUAAGAUAUUUAGUAGACUGAGUUAAACUUGCUCUCAGCUUACUACCCAAGCAUAAGCACAGUGUACAUAGUGACUAAUGUAUCUAAUUAUGAAGAUUGUUCAGGAAAGACACAGGAUUUUCAGAUCAAAACAUGAUGAAUUGGUUUAUAUUGGGCUUGUGUGAAGUGCACAUUUAUAGUGAACCAUUGUAUAUACAUAUGGAGUGAACCACCAUGGUUUCAGUGAGUCUAUGGCUGCAUUUGUCCAUGCACCAUCAGGGCAGCUCAGAGUCAGUGAGAGCAGCCUGUGACAGACUGGCCCCAGAGCCUGCCUGGAGGAGCUGUGGGUGUGGAGCUGCCAGGGGAGCAGGCUGAAUUGCCUGGAUCUAUGGACAGAUGAGCACAGGGCUUCAGCUCAAAGGAUCUACUCUGAUACUCUGCACAACUGCUGUCAAUUAACCCCUGUUGGAAGCCUAAGGCUUGAAGAUGAGCUACAUCACAACUUCCAGAGAAGAGCACCCAAUGCCCGCAGUGACAGAACUUCUAAUUUCUCAUAGCAAGUGCUAGAGGUAUAAAAAUCUUCAGCCUAAAGGAAAAUUGAACAAUUCCUGAAGUCUGAAAGAAACAGCACUCUGAAAUCACAGGACUUUUUGGUUUUCAAAGCCUGGUUUUGACUUUCAGUCAAGCUGGAGUGGCCAGAAAUGUGCAUUUGGACUUGAAGAACAGCUGAAGGUAAGGAGAAAGUGUUCUGUACUACAGUUUUUGUCUUCAGAGUAUGCAGGUGUUAAAAACAAAAUCUGUAAAAUAUUUUCAUCCUUUUUAUAUUAUUUUUUAAAAUCUGGAGUUAUCUGAUGAGAACCAAGCUCGGAGUCAGUAUUAAAAUUGAGGAGAUUUUGAAUAUAGAAAGAAUUAGAAGAGCUUGAAGACAGAAGUAGACAAAUUCAGCUUUCAGGAAACACUCACGCGUUUGCAGAUGAAUAACAAGCUGUGUUUCUGUGGUGGGUGAUCACUGCCUGACGUGGUGUGGGAGAUGUGGCCCUUGGUGGCAUCACCCCCAAGAGAUGCUGCUCCCUGCAGACACCAGAGGGAUGGUGAGAGCUGCUCAUACCAACCACUGUUCUUCUGAGUGUGCCACGGCAGAUUCACUGCCAAGUGCGUGUCGUGGGGCAGAUCAUCAGCACAGCAGUACCUGCAGACAGGUACAAUUAGCACACUGCCAAAGUGCCCUUCCAAUGCAGUCUUCCA